Messenger RNA from Pungitius pungitius (ninespine stickleback), 2643 nucleotides. Its product is annotated as WW domain binding protein 1-like. NCBI's taxonomy places the organism in Eukaryota, Metazoa, Chordata, Actinopteri, Perciformes, Gasterosteidae. The transcript is spliced from 4 exons. The coding region runs from base 179 to 973 and encodes 264 amino acids. The record is from RefSeq and is a predicted model, not a curated record.
UCCACUGAGAUGCGGCUACAGUGAGGGAGACCAAUGGCUGAGACUGAGAGGGGUUUGAUUUGUUAAAGUCGAGCCGGAAUUGUUUUGUUUCGGUUAGCUACUGACACUGGCGUUUUGUUAACAAUGCGUCUGCUAAUUAACAGUUUAUCGGUUAAGAUAUACUAGUAUCUUAUAUUUUAUGACAAUGGGGUCACUUAAUGUCAUCGAUGGACAAGAAAAUUCAGCGACGGAGGCCACACUCACAGAGGCCAGGCUGGUGUGCCAGGGAGUAAACAAUCAGAGCUACAUCUGCGAGUCGGGCCACUGCUGUGGAGAGACACAGUGCUGCAGCUACUACUAUGAACUGUGGUGGUUCUGGCUGGUAUGGACACUGAUCAUUAUCCUGACGUGCUGCUGCGUCUGUCAGCACUGGCGCUCCAAGCAGCGCUUCCAGCAGCAGCGGCGGCAGAACGAGAUCAACCUCAUCGCGUACCGAGAGGCUCACAACAACUCCCAGCUGCCCCUCUAUCUCAGAUUCCUGCCCACCUACCUGCUCCCGGCCUAUGAGGAGGUGGCCGACCGCCCCGUCACGCCGCCUCCCCCCUACACCCCUCUGCAGUCAGCCGCCGCCCCGCCCACGGAGCCGCACGAGGACUCUCCCCGGAUCAGCCGGGCCACACCCGUCCCGGCCAGCGACACAUCAGCGCACACCACUCCCGCGGAUGCGCUGACCCACCUCCACGGCGUCCACUACCCCAACAAGGAGUCAACGCCGGGCCGGUACCGGCGCUUUACGGGGGACUCCGGGAUAGAAGUGUGUGACGGCCAGGAACUGUGGGAUCAGAGCAGCCUAUUAGAGGCCGAGGAGGAGACAGAGGAGCAGGGGUGGGCGGAGCAAACGGAGGAGCUGCGCGAUUGCUUCGGCCCCGCAGUCAUUCAUGACGGCCCAGAUGGACCCACGGCUGCGGAGGCCGAGCCACCGACUCCCAGCUAAUCCGUCCAAACUGCCACCGAUGAUAAUGUCACGCCUUUUGGUGCUCAGGGUUCUAUUGGUUGGACUAAGUGUGUGUGUGUGUCACAAGCCACAUUGUGCAACUUGUAAAGCUCCUCUUCUUUUCUUAUGGUGACAGUAGCUGUUGUGUGCCAGCUGUCUGCUAUGAAAGGUUCUUCUUCCAGGAAGCAGCACUGUUGUUCAUGUUUUUAUUCCCAAGUGUUCUUACGAGGUUCUUUAAUCUCCUUGGUUCUGACCAUGUGAUCUUGAGCUCAACCAAUAUUUUGUCUCUGCGGGAUUGGAUACUUUUUCUCAAGACAAAAGCAUAAUGUCAAUCUAAAAAGAUGUUAAAAAAUACCCACGGUAAUUUAGUUCUGACCAGACCGGUGAGAGUGAUUUUUACUUCUAUUUUUAAUACUGUGGCUGGUUUUGGUAUCCUGGACAGGUUUUCCACAAACAUAAUGGUUGUGAUCUAAAAUCCACGGAUUCUGUAGUUGUGUUGUUAGUGCCAUGCUCAUCUUUACUGGAACAGGAAUCAGGAAACGUUUAUUGCCGUUAAACGUUAAUAUGUUGGACAUGCAUGGAAUUUGACUUGGCAGGUGGUGCGUGACGGAUAGUACGUCAAUGGACAACAGACGUAGUGCAGGAAUAAGUUAAAAAAUACAGUGAAAUAUAUGCUAUGGGUUAAGAAAUAAAGAGAAAGUGCACCAGCUAACAGAAAGUGAUAAAGUGUAGAUGAGAGUGAGAGACAGUCAGGGGGGGGCCCCGGGCUCUGUUGAUGAGCCCGACUGCCGACGGGAAGAAACUGUUCGUGUGGCGGGGGGUCUUGGUCCUGAUGGAUCUUAGCCUCCUGCCGGAUGGAAGGGGCACAAACAGUUCAUGUCCAGGGUGGGAGGGGUCGGCUACAAUCUUUCUGGCCCGCUUCAAAGUCCUGGAAGCGAACAACUAAUGCCAACAUAUAUCUAGAAAAUAUUCUUGGAUCUGAAGCCUGUUUCCGUGGAGCUGAAUGUGAUAGAUGUUUGAAGUACAUCAAAGGUCUUUGUGGAGGGUCCUCGAGAGACAUGCAGUUGUCUGUAAACUGUCAUUUAGAAAAUGCACAUGGUGCACCGGGUCUGAAUGUAAAGAGCGCUGAGCCCACACAGGAGGGGUUCCUGUUUGUCCAGUCGGUCCCACUGGGCCAUCAGAUGGAGCCUUCUGAGUAGUCAGGUCACAGCUCCACAGUGUCUUUGACUACGCGUUGACCUGAGUAACCCUCGGUUCAUCAUACUUUCAAUAUGCUUUGUGCACGCGUCAGAUCUCAAAUCAGGAGCACUUAUAGAUAUGCAAAAGUGUGCGUGUGCGCUCUUUAUAACCUGCCACAAGUCUUUUUUACUGUUGCAUUUUUGUAUAAACGAUUGUUAUUAAAAAAUGUGGAGAACAUCUUUUUUUUUACUCAAGAUUAUAAAGAUUUUCUAUUUUUGUGAAGUUUUCUUAAUGCAGCCGACAACCAUUCUAUAUCGAGCUGUAUUCUAUCUGUAUGUAUGUAUGUAUUUAUAUAUAUACACACACUAAUUCUGAUCUAACGAAUGCGAUGAGAGGGAAUUGUGGCCCAGUUGGAACAAAGACAAAAGCCAUCAUACUUGUAGUACUGCACCUAAGACUCUAAGACAUCUGUUGGCCAACAUACAACACUG